CCUCAUGGCCGAGCCCUCCCACUCCCCUCCCCUCCUGGCCCCGCCCCUCCCCUCCCCCUCCUCCUGCGGUAAGAUGGCGGACUGGGUGGAUUCGCUUUUUGACUCUCGAUCCUUCCCGUGCUGUGGGCUCCAGGAGUUCAGCCUUCUUCCUGGCCACAGCAAGUUGACGGAGAGAGUGAAAAAGCGACUCUACUACGGUCGAGACAUGGACUACAACAUGGAUGCUCUGUCCUGUCCUGUUACCGACAUUGCAGUGGAACUGCUUCAGAAAUCAGCACCAAGUCCUAUUCGAAAACUCCGGAAGAAAUAUGCAGCUCACGUGGCUAGGGAAGCCUGUAUCUCGCCUUGUGCAAUGAUGCUUGCUCUCGUCUACAUUGAACGGCUACGACAUCGAAAUCCGGAGUACCUGCAGCAGAUCUCCUCAUCUGAUCUUUUUCUAAUAUCCAUGAUGGUUGCCAGUAAAUACUUGUAUGAUGAAGGAGAAGAGGAAGAGGUGUUUAAUGACGAGUGGGGAGCCGCAGGCAAGCUGGACGUUCAAGUGGUCAACACGUUGGAGAUGAACUUUCUGCGAGCAAUUGAUUGGAACUUGUACGUAAAUACCCAGGAAUUCUUUGAGCUUUUGAGUCGACUGGAGGGAAGAGUUGCUGAGUCGCAAGGACUGAAACGAGGCUGGUUUACGUACACAGACCUGUGUGUAAUACUGGAACAGGCACUGUGGCAACAGGCGUUUACCGAACUCUACCAGCAUGUUAUUAAGGUUGCCUGCAUGAUGGGACUUGUGUAUCUUACCAGCGUCGCAGGAAUUAUUGCUGGAACUGCAGUCCUGCGCCAGGCAGUGUUUUCAAAGGGCCAGAUGUGUGUGAUCGUCCGGAACCAAGAGCCUGUUUUGAGCCAGGGGGUUAUCCUGGACCCAGUGGAAUGCACCAAGGAGGCCAAGACCUUUCUGUCAACACCAUUUGAAGCAGCAGCCAGUAGUUUGGCCCAGUCUGGAGGCUCUCCUUCCAGUCUUCCCUGCUGUAUCUUAGAAGCUGAUGGUAGCAGGGCAAACUCUGGCAUUGGGGUAACUGCACUGUGUCUUUGGGGGACUGUCCUGACUUCACUCACUUACAGUAAUGACCUGAGGACCACUCGAGAGAGGUCUGGAAUCGCAGUGCCCAUUUCUUGUUCAAAGUGUUGUAAGCUGCAGAGUGAGACCAGGUUGGCCGUUAAAUGCCAGUCAUCAAACCAGACAUCUGUCCAGAUCGCUUUUCGUCGCAACCCAUUGGAAGUGUAUGCCUCCCUCCAUUCACACAACGCCUUGUCUCAUGUUGGAUGUGAUGGUUGUACAAAAGAGACUGAGUUAACAGGAAAGCCACCUCACAGCAUUGAGCGACUGAUGGACAUCUUGUGUCUCCCUGGUUCCCGAAGGAUGAACAGAUGCCCUGUGGAAACAGCACUGGCAUUUGACCAGCUUGCGAUGCCAAUCUUACCCAGUUAGGAGAAGCGAAUUUCCAUCGGUCAGAUUUUUUGGAAUCGAUAGUUACAGCUAUGUCAGACUGAAUUGUUUCCUCUUCUUUGCCCCCAUCCCUAUCCAAGUUAAGAACAUUGAAAUGAUCUUAAAUCCAGCCAUGAAAUCAGCAAGACAGACAUUAAAAUCACAACUUAACCUCAGUCAACUACAAAAAUCUGGUGUCCAGAAUUGGCAGCUAUACCUAACCUAAACAAUAGUGAAAUACGCCAUAAAUUCACCAAAUGCCAUCAAGUUUGUGCUUGGUACGCAGCUGGUCUUUUUGUCUUCAAGACAAAAAUUAUAGACACGGGGGCUAAUAUGAGCAAUAAAUCUGAUUUAUAAAAAGA
This is a messenger RNA of Rhincodon typus (whale shark), 1836 nucleotides long. RefSeq names its product cyclin Pas1/PHO80 domain containing 1 (gene cnppd1). Bases 5 to 1477 code for a protein of 490 amino acids. Gene Ontology annotation, biological process: regulation of cyclin-dependent protein serine/threonine kinase activity. Lineage: Eukaryota; Metazoa; Chordata; Chondrichthyes; Orectolobiformes; Rhincodontidae. Gene Ontology annotation, molecular function: cyclin-dependent protein serine/threonine kinase regulator activity; protein kinase binding. The transcript is spliced from 8 exons. The record is from RefSeq and is a predicted model, not a curated record. Gene Ontology annotation, cellular component: nucleus; cyclin-dependent protein kinase holoenzyme complex.